CAUCAGCGAUGCUCCACCACUUCACUUUCAGUUCUGUGAAAAGAGAACAUUUAUUUUUAUUACCGAGUCCAAAUUUCAGUCAAGUGGAUUUCAUUUCAGUAGAAUUUAAAGUGAGUUUAAAUCCUGACUGCAGACAGAAGGCGCGCGGAGACACACCUGGAGGAGUCAGGAGAAUAAUCUCACAUCAUCAAGUAGCCUUCAUCAUCAUCAUCAUCAUCAUCAUCAUCAUCAUCAUCAUCAUCAUCAUCACGAAUCCGGUUUAAAGAUUGGACCUUUGUGCGCAGGAGGUUUGAGUGAUUCACAUCCGGGUCAUGCCAGGUGAAGGAGCGCGCGCUGGCGGAGCGGAUCAGCCCAAAGCUCCGGCCGCUCACUUCGGGGACGUUUUAUCCUCCUUCCCUGUGGACGGAGCCGCGCCGAGCUCGAGCCCCGCGUACUUCAUCCCGUCCAACCCCAACCAGGAACUCGCGAGCGCGGCUCACUUCCUGCCCUACGCGACCCGGAGCGGCCCAGGUGUGUCCAGGUGUGCAGCGUCGCUCCAUUACGGCUUUUCCGCUACAUCUUCUUCCUCCUCGUCCAACUCUUCCGCCUCUUCCUCCUCGUCCUCAACAUCACACGCGCCGUUCGGAGCCGGUUAUCAUCAGUUCACGCACGGACCCGCGAACCUGUACACACCUGCAUACGACGGCGCGGAGCUGUGCGCGCGCGGGGACAGGAGAGCUCAGGUGUACCUGUGUAACCGCGCGCUCUGGCUCAAAUUCCACCGACAUCAAACCGAGAUGAUCAUCACCAAACAGGGCAGGAGGAUGUUCCCGUUCCUGAGUUUCAGUAUUUCAGGUCUGAGUGUUUCUUCUCACUAUAAUGUUUAUGUGGAGAUCACACUCUCUGACCCCAAUCACUGGAGGUUUCAGGGAGGAAAAUGGGUAACAUGCGGUAAAGCUGAUAACAACCUGCAGGGGAAUAAGAUUUAUAUCCACCCCGAGUCUCCGAACACUGGAGCACACUGGAUGCGGCAGGAAAUUUCAUUCGGCAAACUGAAACUGACCAACAAUAAAGGAGCGAGCAACAGUAACACACAGAUGAUCGUCCUGCAGUCGCUGCAUAAAUAUCAGCCACGGCUGCACAUCGUUGAGGUUCCUGCAGACGGUCUGGACUCUGAGAGAGAGACGCGCACACAGACCUUCAUCUUCCCUGAGAGCCAGUUCAUUGCCGUCACUGCGUACCAGAACACUGAUAUCACACAGCUGAAGAUUGACCACAACCCCUUCGCCAAAGGAUUUAGAGACAACUAUGACUCGAUGUACACAGCUCCUGAAGGUGAAAGGUUAACUCCGCCCCCUGCUGAUUCCCCACGCACUCACCAGCUCGUCUCGGGUGCUCGCUACCCGGUGCAGCCGUUCCUGCACGAUCAGUUUGUGAACGCUCUGCCCCCGAGUCGUUUCUACAGCACCGAGCGCUCACUGCCGCCUCCAGAGGAAUGUGCUGCCUCCCAUCGCUGGCUCGUGACCCCGGUGCAGCAGUCGUACGAGUCCGAGUACCUGCCCUACGCCCUGAGCUCUCGCGCCCUCACUUGCUACUCCGACUCCGCCUUCGCCUCCAUGGCUGCCGGGUGGGGGUCAAAGGUCAGCUACCAGAACAAGAUACCCGCCAGUUUACCCUGGUCACCCCGGCCCAGUAACAACGACAGCCAGGACAAAGUGCGUGAGGAUGAGUGGGCGGAGUCUGUGGCGUACGCUGCGGUGUGUAAACGCAAACGGGUGUCACGUGACGAGUCCAGCACUGAAAACUCACCGACGAUCAAGUGUGAGGACUCGCGAGCAGAAAACUAUGGAAAAGACGUUUCAUCUGGCUCCAAGAGUGUGAGCUGUUGCGCCUUCUACACUGCCACCUAAAUACACACACACACACACACACACACACACACACACACACACACACACACACCAUGUCACUGAGUAAACUGUGAAUUAACAAACCAAAAUAUUUCAGUGCAUUGUGAUUGGACAUGUUCUGAUAUCAUCACCACUGUGUUCCACUCAGUAGGCACCCUAAGUAGGCAGCAUUAACACACUCCUGUAAUAAACUCCACUGCAGUGUGAGGUCAGCUGACUCUCUUAGGAGACAGGUUGCGCGAAGCUCCAUAUAAAUAUAUAUGUAAAUAUCAGCUGUUCAGCAAAUAUUAAUCUUCAUAAAGUCCUCAUUCACAACGCAUUUUAAAUUCUGAUGAAGUAAUAAUGAUCUCUUUGAGUCACGAUGUUAAAAAUGUACAGAUGUAAGCAGAUGUUCCGUUGAUUUGCUCGUCUUUCCAGAUCGAGCUGCAGCGCGCGCACGGCUCCGUUUCGCUCUGUGGAGUCAAACAUGGGAACUACGGGAAGUGCUAAUACACGCCCAAUGGGGCGGGAAUCACGCUGCCCCACACACCACACAGGGCAGUUCGGUUCCCCCGGUUUCAAAUACUCCACUUCCACCAAGUUCUGUUUUUUUCAUAAUAAACAGAAACAUUUGCUUUUUAGAGAGUUUCUCCCUAAUUGGGUCUUGGCCAGUUCCCCUUUCAUAUGUCAGCAACCGAAGACUAACACGUGCUUCCACCAGGACACGUGACACGUCACAGCAUAACACGUUUGGAGGAAAGCGUUACCAACUUUUCACAUGCAUGAGCUCAAAGACACUCAUGAUCGGCUAGUGUCACUGUGAUUGACAGGCAUGCCCCUCCCACCCAGACAGCUCAAUCAGUUGUGCUCCCUGAACUCCUGGACGUGGAUGGUUGUGACAUCGUCGGGUUUCUCCGUAGGUUAGAGCACACACUUUUCUGUUACUCGUGUGAAAUAAUGAUUAUAAUAAUCACGCCACAUAAAGGCUGAGGAAAAGAAGGAGAAACGCGUCCCCGGUUUUCCAGUGCCUGAUUUCCUCGGGCAGGUUUCAGGUCUUUUGUGUGGUUUGUGAGGUGUAGCUGGGGUGGAAAUUUCUCUGAAACCUGUAAACCCUGGUGAUGAUGUUACCUCCCACACAGCUGAACAGAAGCACGUCUAAAAGCCUUCACCUCCAGCUGUUAGAGUGAACCCUGGAUGAAUGGAUGAUCUCGACUCUCAACUGCCUGGAGAAUUCACUAGAUAGUAGCUUACAGCAUAAAUCCUGCGUGAUGACGUCUCUCCACUUCAGUCUGAGGUUCCCGUCAUCAUUAACGUCAGCACCAAAACGUACGUCACAAGCCACUGCUUCUCUGAGGGUUUAUUUUGGAUGACUUUGAUGGCAGAAUCGUCUCGCUUCUCCUCACCGUGUUGAGAUGAUAUCACAGAAUUCCUGCUUGGGGAAGUUCUUGGGAAUUAUGAGUUGGAGAUCCGGAAAUUGAAACUGUUCCUUUCCUCUCGAUGAGCGCAGCAUUAGGGCUUUGUUUACAAGCGUAAGCGACUCACUGGUCCUUCAGCGUUUACAGAUUAAAAGUCUUUCUGCAGUUAAAAUGAACGCCACUGACUGCAGGAGCUUCGGUGAAUGUGGAUGGAACACAGCUUACAUGUUAAUGUUUUAUUUUUGAGUAUAUUAUCACGUAAUUUAAAAACUAUUACUUCAGAAAGUUGUUAAAAAUGUCACUUUGAUGUGAAAUGUCAGAAGGAACAGAGUUCUGUUGAAGCUCUUCAGUAAGGACGUGUGGAUAACUCAUCCUUCUGGUCAGGACAGACUUUAACCUGGCGCGUGAUUAGCGAGCCUCGUCCUGAACACCUGAACACUGGUGUGUGUUAAUAAUCGCAGUGUAUCGUGUAAGCAGCUGUAGUUUACUGUCAUUUAACACGUGAUGCAGUAAAGCACUCAGAUUUUAAACGUGUUAUUUUUACAAAGGAAUUGUGAUGUGUGUACGCUGCAGUGUUCUGACUCCAGUUUACCCACAAUGCCUCAGUGUUAAAGCCAGUUUAUCUGUAACGGAGCCUGUGUGAGACUCUGUGAUAGUGUGACUCUGUUGUGUUUAAUCUGUGUAACUGUGUAAGUAAAGUUUCUCAUGCAUUCUCA
Messenger RNA from Ictalurus punctatus (channel catfish), 3999 nucleotides. RefSeq names its product eomesodermin homolog b (gene eomesb). The record is from RefSeq and is a predicted model, not a curated record. Gene Ontology annotation, cellular component: nucleus. The transcript has 6 exons. Gene Ontology annotation, molecular function: DNA-binding transcription factor activity, RNA polymerase II-specific; RNA polymerase II cis-regulatory region sequence-specific DNA binding. The coding region runs from base 312 to 1889 and encodes 525 amino acids. Gene Ontology annotation, biological process: endodermal cell fate specification; positive regulation of DNA-templated transcription; mesoderm formation. NCBI's taxonomy places the organism in Eukaryota, Metazoa, Chordata, Actinopteri, Siluriformes, Ictaluridae.